UUCAGUCUCGUUCUGGACAUCUUCCGAUAACGUCACACUGUCUUCGAUCCGGCUCUAAGGCACGGGGAAGCCGAUUCGUGCCUUCGUUACACGGAUUGUACGUAGAGCCCGAUCGAAGCCGGUCUUCGAGUUUAAAGUCGGGCGUCGUGCGCCUCGCGCGAUGUACGUUUGAAUUCAAAAGUUAAAAUAGAAAAAAAAAAAAAAAAAAAAAAGACGUUGGUGGUGCUUGGUGAAUUGGAUAAUAAGCUAAGUUGUCAAGAGUUCUUCUUCUUUCUCUGAUCGUGCAAAAAAAUGGAACAAGUCGGGAAAAAAGGAAAUGAAAAAAUUGCGCUGAAACGAGAAUUAGGCCUGUUCAGCGCAGUGGGCAUGAUCGUAGCGGUUAUGAUCGGUUCCGGAAUAUUUGUAUCCCCCACUAGCGCUCUCGAAAGAUCAGGAUCUGUCGGUCUUUGUCUGAUCGUCUGGAUUUCUUGUGGCUUAUUAUCCCUACUGGGAGCGCUAGCGUUCGCCGAAUUAAGCACAGUCGUUCCACGUUCCGGUGCCGAAUAUGCUUAUUUCAUCGAAGCUUUCUCACCCCUGCAUCAAUAUGCCGGCCAAAUACCAGCAUUUAUAUGCUCGUGGGUUUACGUAAUGGUAUUACGACCAACCGAAGUGGCGGUAAUCAUGUUGACAUUCGCCGAGUACAGUGUACAACCGUUUUCUGGUUAUUUAGAAAAUCUUUCCGAAGAAUGGAUGUUUAGAUUGAAAAAACUCAUAGCUAUCCUAGCGCUCGGCCUGAUCACGUACAUUAAUUUAACAAGCGUGAAGUUAUACGUGAAAGUUCAAAAUAUAUUCACCGUAUGCAAAAUAGUUGCGUGUAUUUUCGUGAUUUGCGGUGGAAUAUGGUGGUUAUGCACUGGUCAUACGGAGUUAUUGGAGAAACCGUUUCACGGUACUACAACUUCGGCAGGCAACGUGGCGCUAGCGUUCUAUAGUGGAUUAUGGGCUUACGAUGGAUGGACUUCCGCCGCGAUCGUCACGGAAGAGAUUCAGAAACCGGAAAUUAAUAUUCUCAGAAGUAUUUUAAUCGGUGUACCAUUGAUCACUAUUUUAUACGUUUCGAUGAAUCUGAUGUACAUGGCCGCUCUAACGAUACCUGAAAUGGUAAGAGCCCCAGCUGUGGCAGUUCUCUGGGCGAAGAAAGUUCUACCCUCGUGGUUGGGCUUCGUGAUACCUCUGGGUGUUGCGAUAUCUACUUUUGGAUGCAGUCUUAGCAUUCAAUUCGGAGUAUCAAGACUCUGCUAUGUAGCCGGUCGCGAAGGCCACGUACCAAGAGUUUUCAGCUUCGUACAUAUCGAAAAAAUGACUCCCGCCGCGGCAGUAGCGUUUCAAGGAUUACUUACGUUACUUUAUCUGCUCACGGGAGAUAUUAUCGCACUUAUCGAAUUCGCAAGUUUUUUAACAUGGGUAUUUUACGGAUUUGCCAUGUUAUCAUUAAUAAUCAUGCGGAGAACGAAACCAAACGCAUCGAGACCAUACGCGGUACCGAUUCUGGUACCUUGGCUAAUAUUAGGAGUUUCUAUUUUCUUGGCUGUAACACCGAUCGUGCAUGAACCAACACCGAAAUACUUGUUUGCAUUGUUAUUUGUUCUUCUUGGCAUUCUCGUUUAUCAUACGUACGUGUAUAAAAAAGUAAAAAGUAGUUUGGCAACGAAAAUCACGUACCUUAUCCAGGUAUUAUGCCUUGUUGUUGCUCCAGAUAAAGAAGACUGAAAAAUAAUUUCUCAUUAUACGUUAUAUAUAACACCACAUUUAAAUUAUAUGAUAUGGUUGAGGUUGAAAUAUAUUUAAUAAUUCAAUUGAGAGAUAUUUUUAAAUCUCUUAAUAUCCGUUAUUAUUAUUAAAAGGGUAACAAUAUUAAAUUUAUUCAUUUUACAUUUUUUAAUUAAAAAUUUUUAUAACGUAUAACAAAUUUUUAUAUUUGUGCAGUAUUGUAAAAUAUUUAAUAAUGUAAUUACAAAGAUAUAAUAAAUAUUAAUUAUGAUAUGUAAUAAGUAUAAAAUAUAAUUAAUGGAAAUGUCAAGUAUUUAUUAUAUCUUUACAUAAAUAUACUUUAAAUAUCACAAUACUGUAAUAUCAAAGUUCACAAUAAUAUCAAUAUUUCAGUAUUAUGAUGACAAUAAAUAUUAUUAAUAUCAAUUAUAAUUCGACAAACGUAAUCAUUAUUUAUACGAUGUAAAAAUACUACAAAAUACAUAGAAUUUUAUAAAAUACCAAAGAUUAAUAUACUUUGGCAUAUAUUCGUAGUCAAAUUAUAAACAUUUACAAUCGUGUAAAUAUUUACUUGUCAACUUUUUGACUAUAUAUAUAUAUAUAUGACAUAGACAAUAUUUAUCUAUUAAAGUUGUUUAAGGCACCUAUAUAAGGCUUCAAAAAAUUACAUACAAAGUUAUAAGUUUAAUACUAGGAAAGCUCAAUGUACUUAUUGUUAAUUAUAUAUGUUAAGAAUUUUAUAUACAUCUUACGUAUUUUGCAUAAAAAUUAAGUUAUUUCGUAUAAAUUAGUGGAACAAAAAUGCGUAAUGAAAUGCAUAAAAUAUACUCUAAAUACAUUUUUAACGAAUAACAAUUAUUUAUAUUAUAGCAAUUCAAACAGCAGAAAUGAAACUUAUUUAUACUGCUUAUUUAUACUAGUCUUUGCAUAAAAUAUUUUAUCAAUAUCAAUUUAUAAAAAGUUUCUAGUUUAUAAGAAGCUGCUAUUGAGAUGCACUACAUUUUGGACAAGUUUGUCUUUCACUGAAACAAUUCUUCUGCAGUAUCAGAUAAAGCAGGUGGUUCAUCUAAACAAAAAAAUUCUCUCACACAUGCAGUUCCUAUGAGAAGAGGACUGCUUAAUAUUCCAUUAACAAAUGCUUGAAGACCGCGUAUUCUUCCUUCUAAAAAGCUUGGUGCAAAAUUAUCACCAAGCCAUUUUUUUCUUGGUAAGCUUAAUUGUGAAAUUGGAAUUUUCUGCCUUCUUAAUUGUGAUAAUAAACGAACAAAAUCUGUA
This is a messenger RNA of Apis mellifera (honey bee), 3024 nucleotides long. RefSeq names its product b(0,+)-type amino acid transporter 1. The record is from RefSeq and is a predicted model, not a curated record. Gene Ontology annotation, cellular component: membrane. Lineage: Eukaryota; Metazoa; Arthropoda; Insecta; Hymenoptera; Apidae. The transcript has 4 exons. Gene Ontology annotation, molecular function: L-amino acid transmembrane transporter activity. Gene Ontology annotation, biological process: amino acid transmembrane transport. The coding region runs from base 292 to 1749 and encodes 485 amino acids.